Molecule: messenger RNA, 1138 nt
Organism: Oxyura jamaicensis (ruddy duck)
Lineage: Eukaryota; Metazoa; Chordata; Aves; Anseriformes; Anatidae
Gene: CFAP20
Product: cilia and flagella associated protein 20
Exons: 6
Coding region: 82-663 (193 amino acids)
Biological process (GO): positive regulation of cell motility; regulation of cilium beat frequency involved in ciliary motility; cilium assembly
Cellular component (GO): ciliary basal body; motile cilium
Source: RefSeq, a predicted model, not a curated record
CCCCGGCCCAGGCCCCGAUCGCGGCGGCGCUGCUGCUGCUGCCGUGUCCCUGCGCGGAGCGGCGGCCCCGGCCCCGCCGCCAUGUUCAAGAACACGUUCCAGAGCGGGUUCCUCUCGGUGCUCUACAGCAUCGGCAGCAAGCCGCUGCAGAUCUGGGACAAGAAGGUGCGCAAUGGCCAUAUCAAACGAAUCACCGAUAAUGACAUCCAGUCACUGGUGCUGGAGAUUGAAGGAACUAAUGUCAGUACCACAUACAUCACAUGCCCUGCUGAUCCAAAGAAGACCCUGGGCAUCAAACUACCUUUCCUAGUGAUGAUCAUCAAGAACCUGAAGAAAUACUUCACUUUUGAAGUGCAGGUGCUGGAUGACAAGAACGUACGCCGGCGCUUCCGGGCCAGUAACUACCAGAGCACAACUCGGGUGAAGCCCUUCAUCUGCACCAUGCCCAUGCGGCUGGACGACGGCUGGAACCAAAUCCAGUUCAACCUCUCGGACUUCACACGCCGGGCCUAUGGGACGAAUUACAUUGAGACCCUAAGAGUUCAGAUACAUGCCAACUGUCGCAUCCGACGGGUGUACUUCUCUGACCGGCUGUACUCUGAGGACGAGCUCCCAGCUGAGUUCAAGCUGUAUCUGCCUGUCCAGAACAAGGCCAAGCAAUAACACCACGUUCAGAAGAGAUGCGAGAAAUAUUUGGGAUCAACACAAGCAGGUGGAAGAGAUGGCCCUGCUGAAGCAAAGUUUUCGAUCAGCUCACCUUGUCUAGGGUAGCUUAGAUUCAUCUGGUAUCCCUCUUCUAGACAGGACACAAUUAACCAUGUAACAGGUCUGGGACUAUGUUGUUGGUGUGCGAGUUGCACAGAAUCAGAGUUUUCCUAGCUGUUCCUAAAGUGCUGAGCCUAAACACUGCAAGUGGCAUAGUACCUGAUCUCACGUUGCACAAAGGUUGCACAAAGUGGCCACAGUCCUUUCAAAUAAAGGAUUCAGCGGGAAUUACAGGGUUAAGUGUGCCCUCUUGAAGAUACCAACUUUAUCUUUCUUUCCUUGUUUUCCAUCUCUUAUUUUAUAUAUGCUCUAAGUAUGGAUGUAAUACUUGCUCUUGGAAAAUUAUUAAACAUAUGACUUUGUUUGUUUGUAA